UCUCCAAAUAGAUUAAAUGUACACAGAAUUAUGUCAUUCGGUUAUGAAUAACUCAACAAUGAAAAGAAAACAUAAGAGAAAAAUCCAAGGGUUGUUUUUGUAAGCAAAAGUUUACUUUUAACCCGGACCUGUAUGGUUGGCACAAUAGCAGUGAGUUCACAUGUGGGGAAAAAACUUAAACUUCGUACUUCCGUGUUCGGUUCUUCAAAAACACCGCGCAUUAAAAGCACUAACUUCCUCUUUCGGGACAACAGUUCCACGACCACGCUCGUCCGUGUCACAUCCAGCAUAACUAUCGGUUAUAUACGUGCACUUCGGCAGCAAUGGCGUUACACGGUAGUCUCCAGUCAGGCGCAAUAUUCAAGGAAGGAUAUCUCACCCAGGAGUGGAACAGCAUACUUAAAUCCGAUGCCAAAAAAUGGUGGGAGUUGAAAGAAGAUCAGGGCGCUGUGUUUUCCCGUUUCAAAGACAGGACCAAGAAAACGCUGGAGAAAAAGAUCCUGGGUUCGGAGAUCGAGAAGGUUGAAGUCGAUAGACAGAAGCACGACAACUACAUCAGCAUCAAACGCGGGAAGAAGAUCCUUCAUCUCCGGGCUGAGAACAGACAGCAGCGCGAUGAGUGGUACGAAGCCCUCCGGGGAUCGCUUGGGCAAGCCCCGGCAACAGCAGCAGGCUCCGAUGACGAUGUCGUUCCCGUUAGACGACGGAGGAUCCACACUGACACGUCCGACACUAAACCGCCAGUCCGUCGGGGGAGGAGUGCUGGGGCUCCCCAGACCACACCAAAUCUGGACACCACUUUUCGAGCCGAGUUGAAUGAUGUGGUCCCAUCUCUUCCUCAACUGAACACAAUCCCGGAGGAUGCUGAUGACAGUGAAGUAGCCAAGGUUGGACAGGCUCCCCUGUGCUGCGUAAGACACCACGUCGUCGCUUGCAAUGACGAAGGUAAAAACAUGGCGGAUUCGGACGUCGUGUACGAGAACGUUCAUUUCGUGCGCUCCGAGGAGGAACAUCUUGCUACCAUAGCACUCAGGAAGGGCAGUCUGGCUCGGGAGGAAAACGUGUAUACUUUACAUCAUGGCGUCGCAAAACUCCAAGCCGACAACGAGAACGCCUAUGAGACCGUGAUUGUUGGCGGGAACCAGGAGCGAGACGAUUCGUAUAACAACCUCAGCCCAUCGCAGGACCGCGUUCCUCCGCCUUUCGACCACAACAUCCCAGCAGAAGGCAACGACUCCGCAUCGGAGCGAAACAGUCAGUCCAGCAUCGAAGACAACACCCAGGUGCCUGAUGCGACCGUUAAGCGUGUCCCACCCCCAGUGCCUGUCCACACUGGCCAGCAACUCCGAAAAAAGAUACAAAAACUCAAGGAGGAACAGCGGCAGCUCCAUGGCAUCGAGAAGACCUUCAACAAGACCUCGCUCGUCGGGGAGCGGGUGAAGAUUAAGCUCAUGGAGAAAAAGGAUGGCAUCUGGGUGAUCGGCUUGGAUGAAGGUGGGAUGCAGCUGCGAGGCUUUCUCAAAGUCGGUGAUCAGUUGAUCAAAGUCAACAAGCAGGCACUCACCUCGGCUAUGUACGCCAGGGAAACCAUCCGAAGUACGGACGAAGACCAGGUCACCCUGGUGCUGAAACGAAUUCCCCACGGUUUCGUCUGCAGCAUCACACGGCUAUCACCGAACGAUGAUCUGGGGAUCACAGUGGAAGGAAAUGAGAUUAUCAGCGUGCUCCCCUACGGCCUGGCCUCCAGCCGAGGGGAUCUCAAGCCCCAGACCACGGGGGUGUCAGGUCACAUGUGUAACUGGGCCAUCACGGAGAUCAACGGCCAACCUGUCGAUCUGUUCGCUAGCACCGAGGACAUCAGCGAGGCACUCGGCCGGGCCGGGAAGGACGUCGCCCUCGUCGUUCAGCCGGUGGACUUCAUACAGAUGAUGAGAGAAAACUUGAACUCUGAGUCUUCAUCAACUAUUACGUCUUGAGUUCCUAUCAUCCGUCAGAUCCCAAACUGGCCCAAACUGGCUGUGCUUAAUAUAGGCCUAAGCGAGUAAAAACUCUACGAGCUUACUUUAACACAAACAGAUUCCAACGAUAAGGAGUAUUACACUGUACGGUUAUCAAUGUUUUUUUAUGCUUUAAUAGGGCCUGUGCGCAUUGCCCUUUUCUGCUUACGGGUUUACCAAGAAAUUGCGCUGUAACGGCAGAGAAAGCAGAAGGCAGAUAAUGAUGAUCGUAAGCCCGGAGCCCCGUGGUAAGCAGAACCAUGAAAAUGACCCAAGUUUGGUUAUCGAGACUUUGCGUUUGUAGCCAACAAGUCGAAAUUUUGAUUAGGCAUAUGAUCAGAGAAAAGGUUAUAUCGGCCAGUUUUUUUUAGUGUUUACACUUCGAGCUUUCAACUGCUUCCUCAAAACGUAUUUAGAUAGCACUCAAUAGUAUAACGUUAUUACACAUUUUGUAUCGCGUAUAUAGGCUGCUUUUAUUUUUUCACUGUAGCCUGAAACAAUGCACCUGAGUACAAUUUCAUGUACAGAUGAUAUACCUAUGUUGCCCGAUUUGCAUUUUUGCUUAUGUAAGAUAUUAAGAUGUAAGAUAUUAAGUGUACAUUUCGCCGGGUAUAUGGCAUUUCUACUACACGGAUGUAUUACUAUUAUGUGCAAAAUGAAGGUCGAGUUGAAAUUGCAUAUUAUGACAUUAUGUCCAUGGCUGAUUUGACUGAUUACUCCAGUGACAAGUAGGCAGGCUUAAAAUGAGCUAUUGGGUUUGAAGCAAUUCCCACGAAAAAGAAAGAUGAGCUACCGAGAGUGUUAUUGGCAUCAAGCAGAGAUUGUUGCCAGUCACAACUCAAUCACAAGUCAAU
Molecule: messenger RNA, 2851 nt
Organism: Patiria miniata (bat star)
Lineage: Eukaryota; Metazoa; Echinodermata; Asteroidea; Valvatida; Asterinidae
Exons: 8
Coding region: 324-1976 (550 amino acids)
Cellular component (GO): cytoplasm; plasma membrane
Molecular function (GO): protein binding
Source: RefSeq, a predicted model, not a curated record